AUGCGCCUCUUAAAAAUUACGCCCGCGGAUACUAUAGAGUUUCCACUGGUGCUGUACACGCCACUAACCACGUUGAUGAAACUUGAAAACCUUUCAAACGAAUUUGUCGCCUUCAAAAUAAAAACUACGAGCCCAAAAGGGUACCUGGUAAGGCCAAGUACCGGUGUAAUAAAGCCACUCGAGACUUAUGAAGUGCAAAUCAUUUUGCAGCCCAUAUCUGAGACUCCAAAGGCAGUCAACGAUCGAUUUUUAGUGCAGUUUGUGGUUGUUCCCAGCGACGCGCCAGUGCCAAAGGACCUGUGGACGGUUGUGAACAAGGCAAACGUACAGGAUCAUAGGUUGACGGUCGAAUUUGUGAAGGAAAACAACGUUUCGGUUCAAACGACCGGAAGUCAGUACGGAAUACCGCCAAAAGUGGCCGCAAGGUUAAUAGCUCCGCAAUCUUCAAACGUCGAAUUACCAGAAUUGCGCCAAAAAUACGAAGAGCUCGUGCAGUAUUGCCUGUCGGUUGAAAAACUGAAGACGAAUCUUCUCAAGGAGAACGAACAGUUAAGACAGAAGUUGCAGUCUCAGACUAGCCCAAAGACACGAAACAAGAUAACGCUCGAACUGUGGCACGUCCCGGUUCUUAUUAUACUGUUUGUGAUACUGCUGAAACUUUUUGGCCAUUUUUAA
Messenger RNA from Theileria orientalis strain Shintoku, 675 nucleotides. RefSeq names its product vesicle-associated membrane protein. The transcript has 2 exons. The record is from RefSeq and is a predicted model, not a curated record. Gene Ontology annotation, cellular component: plasma membrane; endoplasmic reticulum membrane. Bases 1 to 675 code for a protein of 224 amino acids. NCBI's taxonomy places the organism in Eukaryota, Apicomplexa, Aconoidasida, Piroplasmida, Theileriidae. Gene Ontology annotation, biological process: endoplasmic reticulum membrane organization.